AUUAACUAAGCUUCCCAACAAUGUCUCCCUCUCCAUCACUUCUCUCCUUUUACCUUCUAAGCUUUGCUCUUGCUCUCCAAUCGGUCUUCGGACUCGAUCCUCUUUUCUACACUUGUUCAAAAUCAAACAAUUUCACUGCCAAUGGCCCUUAUGAAUCAAACCUGAACAACCUCAUGGGGUAUCUCUAUUUGAAAUCACCCAGCACAGGUUUUGGAAAUGGCUCAAUAGGCCAAGAACCAAACCAAGUUUACGGGCUCGCUCUAUGUAGAGGUGAUGCCUCGGCUUCAGACUGUAAAUCCUGUAUUGCUCAAGCAAGCUACGAUGGUCGCCAAAGAUGUCCGGACAACAGGGGAGCAGCAAUCUGGUACGAUUAUUGCCAACUGAAGUAUUCGGACCAGGACUUCUUUGGUCAGAUUGAUGAUGAGAUCAAGUACAUUUUGUACAAUACGCAGAAUGUUAGUGAUCCAUUGGCGUUUAAUCAAGGGACGAGGACAUUGCUGACGAAUCUGGCCGAAGAAGCUUCUCUUACACCGAAAAUGUAUUCGGAGGGAGAGGUUGAGUUUGGAUUGGAGAAAAUUUACGGGUUGGCUCAGUGUACUAGAGAUCUUUCAAGUUACGAUUGCAAGAAGUGUCUUACUGAUAUAAUUGGAGAGAUUCCGAGCUGCUGUGAUGGGAAAAAAGGUGGCAGGGUUGUGACCGGGAGUUGCAACAUAAGAUAUGAGAUGUACCCAUUUGUUAAUGCUUGAUAUAUAUUUGGGGUUGGGAUCAUUAUAUAUAUAUAUGUGUAUGUAUGUAUCGAUAUUAUGAAUAAGUGUUCUAGCUAAGAACACUCUCAUAUAGUUUUUUUUAAUAUUUCAUUUGUAUUCUUUCAUUAUAUAUAAUGAAUUGUUA
Messenger RNA from Tripterygium wilfordii, 891 nucleotides. RefSeq names its product cysteine-rich repeat secretory protein 38-like. Bases 21 to 746 code for a protein of 241 amino acids. The record is from RefSeq and is a predicted model, not a curated record. Lineage: Eukaryota; Viridiplantae; Streptophyta; Magnoliopsida; Celastrales; Celastraceae. The transcript has a single exon.